CGACACCUAUCUGUGUUGUCUAACGAAAUAAUUAAGAUACACUAAAUGACAUUUGAGGAUCGAAUCCAAGAACAGAUUUAUGUAAAAUUUGCGUAGAUUAUCGAGAUAUUAAUGUUGCUGUUUUUAUAACUUAUACUUUUUAUUACCAAGUUUAUUACCUAUUUUUUUCGACUCGAUAUCACACGACAUACAUGUAUAUAUACAUGCCAUAGUAACACAACGAUGCAAUAUGAAAAUGUGAAAACGGUUGUCGUUUUCGUUUCUUUCACACCUGAUUCCACAAUGAUUAACAAUGAUUGUACAUGUCAGUGAAACGAUGUUUGUACUGACAAAUGAAGUGAGACUCGAUUCGUGCUAUUGAUUCGAAGAUUAAAAGAUAUUAUUCUGGCUUGUUGAAAAGCCAAACAGCUGAAAUGGAGUCGGCGGGACAAAAUCAGGUGCAGAAUGCUUUCAAUAAUACCGAUGGUACCGAAAAUAAAGGAAGUUGUUUGUUACUCCGAUAUGCUAGUCAAAAUUCCUUGGAUGAAAGCUCACAAAAGCAUAUACCACGUGAAAGUGGAAGAGAUAAACCACCGUAUAGAAAUCACCAUCAUACAAAUAGGGCUUUUGAUGUUAUCAAUGAAAUGCGAAAGAAAAAUUUAUUAUGCGAUGUGAUCUUGGUGGCAGAUGGAGGUUUGGAAGUACCUGCGCAUAAAAUGGUUCUUGCUGCAUGUAGCCCUUAUUUUUAUGCUAUGUUUACAAGUUUUGAAGAACGAGACCAAGAAAGAAUAACUCUGCAAGGUGUAGAUUACUCUGCCCUUGAAUUGUUAGUAGAUUAUGUAUAUUCUGCAGAAGUACAUGUAACCGAAGAUAAUGUACAAGUGUUAUUACCAGCUGCUAAUCUUUUGCAACUAACCGAUGUUCGUGAUGCCUGUUGUGAUUUCUUACAAGCUCAAUUACAUCCAUCAAAUUGUUUAGGAAUUCGUGCAUUUGCAGACCUUCAUGGUUGUCUAGAAUUACUAUCACAUGCAGACACUUAUAUUGAACAACAUUUUUCGGAAGUAGUAGAUGGCGAAGAAUUUUUAACAUUAGCACCGCAACAAGUCGCUAAAUUGAUUUGCAGCGAUCGUUUGAUGGUACCGUCAGAAGAGAAAGUAUUCGAAUGUGUGAUAUCAUGGGUACACAAUGAUUUGGAUAAAAGACAAGCUCAUUUAGCUCAAUUAAUGGAACAUGUACGUUUACCUUUGUUAUCCCAAGAAUACCUAGUACAACGGGUAGAAGAAGAACCACUACUUAAAGCAAAUUUACAAUGUAAGGAUUUCUUAAUCGAAGCUUUGAAGUAUCAUUUGCUCAAAGGAGAACAAAAAUCGUUAUUUAAAACGCCUCGCACAAAACCAAGACAACCAAGAGGUUUACCAAAGGUAUUAUUAGUGGUUGGUGGACAAGCUCCAAAAGCGAUUAGAAGCGUUGAAUGUUAUGAUUUUAAGGAAGAAAAAUGGUAUCAGGUAUCUGAAUUGCCUACACGUCGUUGUAGAGCCGGUUUAUCCGUCCUUGGUGGUCGCGUUUAUGCCGUCGGUGGAUUUAAUGGGUCUCUUAGAGUACGAACAGUUGACAUAUAUGAUGCAGCUACAGAUCAGUGGUCGCCUUGUCCAGAAAUGGAAGCAAGAAGAUCAACCCUUGGUGUUGCAGUUCUUGGAAAUUGCAUUUAUGCUGUGGGUGGAUUUGACGGUUCGACUGGUCUAAAUUCCGCGGAGGUAUACGAUCCGAGGACCCACGAAUGGAGAUUAAUUGCACCAAUGUCGACACGUAGAAGUAGCGUCGGCGUGGGUGUUGUUAAAGGAUUAUUAUAUGCUGUCGGUGGUUACGAUGGAGCAUCCAGGCAAUGUCUUUCCAGCGUUGAAUGCUACAAUCCAGAAAAAGAUCAGUGGAAACCGGUGCCUGAUAUGUCUGCGCGUCGUAGCGGAGCCGGUGUUGGAGUGUUAGAUGGAAUUUUAUACGCUGUAGGAGGACACGAUGGUCCGUUGGUUAGAAAAAGCGUAGAAGCUUUCAAUCCAGAUACCAAUCAAUGGACUCCAGUUAGUGACAUGGCUCUUUGUCGUAGGAAUGCCGGUGUCGUCGCGCUCAAUGGUCUUUUGUAUGUAGUGGGUGGUGACGAUGGUUCAUCGAGUCUAGCAUCCGUUGAAGUAUAUUCCCCAAGAACCGAUACUUGGACAACUCUUCAAACUUGUAUGGGAAUUGGUCGUAGUUACGCCGGUGUGGCGAUAAUCGACAAACCAAUGCCGUCUACGACAUCGAUGUGA
Messenger RNA from Osmia bicornis bicornis, 2279 nucleotides. It is a transcript of the gene kel, whose product is annotated as ring canal kelch homolog. The record is from RefSeq and is a predicted model, not a curated record. Bases 414 to 2279 code for a protein of 621 amino acids. Gene Ontology annotation, molecular function: protein binding. Lineage: Eukaryota; Metazoa; Arthropoda; Insecta; Hymenoptera; Megachilidae. The transcript is spliced from 9 exons.